Thlaspi arvense is the source of this 561-nucleotide messenger RNA. NCBI's taxonomy places the organism in Eukaryota, Viridiplantae, Streptophyta, Magnoliopsida, Brassicales, Brassicaceae. The record is from the annotation of a GenBank genome assembly.
AUGUGGCUUCAGGAGUUAGGUGAAGGAGCUUUAGGACACCUUUGGGCAAAUGCACCAGCUGUCGUAGCAUUAUGGUAUCCACUUUCUAAGACACUAGCUGAGAAAGCAGCUUGGGAAUUUGCCGAGGAAAAAGGUUUGGAUGUGGUUGUUGUGAAUCCUGGAACUGUCAUGGGCCCUGUUCUGCCCCCGGGCCUUAAUGCAAGCAUGCUGAUGCUACUUGGCCUUAUUAAGGGUAGCACUGAAACAUAUGAGAACUUUUUCAUGGGAUCUAUCCAUGUCAAAGACGUGGCCCUAGCACACAUAUUGGUUUACGAAAAUACAUCGGCAACUGGAAGGCACUUGUGUGUUGAAGCUAUAUCACAUUAUGGUGACUUUGCAGCCAAGGUUGCAGAACUUUAUCCUGAAUACAACGUCCCGAGGCUGCCGAAGGAUACUCAACCAGGGUUAUUAAGGGCCAAGAACGCAUCUAAGAAGCUGAUGGACUUGGGUUUACAAUUCAUUCCCAUGGAGCAAAUUAUCAGGGAUGCAGUAGACAGUUUGAAGAGCAAAGGAUUUAUCUAG